Molecule: messenger RNA, 1974 nt
Organism: Hyaloscypha bicolor E
Lineage: Eukaryota; Fungi; Ascomycota; Leotiomycetes; Helotiales; Hyaloscyphaceae
Exons: 6
Coding region: 1-1974 (657 amino acids)
Biological process (GO): regulation of DNA-templated transcription; DNA-templated transcription
Cellular component (GO): nucleus
Molecular function (GO): DNA-binding transcription factor activity, RNA polymerase II-specific; zinc ion binding; DNA binding
Source: RefSeq, a predicted model, not a curated record
AUGCAUCGCCCGGCACUCACCAAUCGAGCAUGUGACGGAGGAAAACCGCAAUGUUCACUCUGCCAGCGGACUCGAACGUCAUGCUUGUACCCUCAGCGUAAAACACGUCGGUCUGCGCAAGAUCAUCGGAGAAGUACGAGCCAAAUCGGCACAUCUGCAAGUUCAAGGGAUGGCUCUGAGCCCUCCAUGCAACCUGUGGGGCAGCAGAGUGCCACACCAACCCAGUACACCACUUCGAGUCUCCCAGAAUCAACAGGGGAAGGGCAUAACCCGUCUUAUGACAACGCGAGAUGGGCAGACCAAGUUGAUAAUUUCUACUAUCUCGGAAGUCCUGUCAGCUUGAGCACAACAAGCCAGCUUGAAUAUACAUCUCCCACUGAUCAGGACAUGGUCGACUUCCUAACACAAGCACUCCCUGAUAUCUGGAUGCCCGAAGCUAUCCCGGAAUUUGGCUCUCUCGCAAAUGCUAUGAUAAUAGGAGACGGUGGCCAACACACCUUUCAAGCCACCGGUGCCUCCGAAAAUGCAGGUGCAGAUGAGUAUCAGACUGAACAGGAAGCUAAUUCCAUAACCAUUGCUCAUCCAGAAGCAUAUCAGUCAGAAGAGACAAAAUUUCACCACGACAGCCCCGCUCUUGAUGUACCUCGGGUAGUCAUUGACAAUUUGAUCGAUUUAUAUUUCCGAAGGAUACAAGUAUUCCUGCCACUAUUUCAUCAGCCUACAUUUCAGCAGACCCAUCUCCGAAGGAAUCAUGAACUUCAGUAUGUCAACUUGACCAAGACUUCAAUAUUCGUCUUGUAUGGAAUGAUGGCGUUAUCGGCUCGAUUCUCGUCAUUGUCCCAUUUUGAAGAUAUACCUAUGAAGGAGAGAGGCAGCCAAUUUGCACGCAAGGCACAGACUCUUUUCCACGAGACAGUUCAGGGAUUUGAGCAUCACGAACCAUCAUUGAUGUGGUUGCAAGGGUGCAUCCUCCUUGCUUAUUACAAUCAGUCGUGUAGGCCAGCCAUGGGAUGCGAUCUCAUGAUUUCCUAUUGCACGAGGUUCGCCUAUAGUCUGGGAUUGCACAGAAUUGAUGAAAACUCGCCCCCAGAGCCAUCAAGCGUUGAAGACUGGAUUAAGAAAGAGGAGCAAAGACGAGCUUGGUGGUCAGUCUGGGAGCUCGAUGCUUUCGACUCAAUAUCGACUCGGCGUCCUUUCUCCAUUGACAUACAUCGGAUGUGCGUUUGCCUUCCAGUGUCGGAUGAAGCGUGGUUUUCGGGGAAAGAGACCGAAUCUGCCAUUCUAAGUCCAGAUAUUCUCCAGUGCUGGAAAGCCCUCAGAAACUCGCCCAAUCAAGAUGAGCGUGCAUGGUUCUUGAUUAGCAACUUCAUCACAGUGCAGGCACUUGAGCUUUGCCAACAGCCCCAUAUUUCCAAAAAGACCAUCAGCGAUAUUGAAACGGUAGUGAGCUGCUUCUCACUGCUCUUUCACGAAACAUUUCGAGCGAGCAACGAUCAACUCAUUUUUGAUGAAGCCAAUUACGGAAAGAGCAACUGGCUGUUACUCACGAGACUGAUGGUGCAAGGCCACAUCGCAACCCGCAUGCUGACUCGGCGGAACUCAUCUGAGCCCAUACUGACUGGCACAAACCGCUUCCUUGGGAAAUCACAUGAGCCAUCGACGUUGGUCUUGCCCAGCAAAGCGGCUAUAUCAGCUACAAGCAUCGAGGAUUACAUACAACCUGCGACAGAAGCUUUUCGACUCUACCAGUUAUGGUCUCCGGAAUUCAUAGGACUCUGUCCGCCGCCAAUGGUAUGCAUAAUUACAGGGCCAGCAGCAAUAAUGCUUCGAUACGCUCGUCACAUGAGGAAGGAGCAGAGUGGCGGAGAAAAAGAACCCAGCAUUCAAGAGGACUUGUUGAUUCUGAUACUCAGCCACUUUGCGCGAUACUGGAAUAUCGGGCUACUUUUACUUGAUUUUGUGCGGGCCUUCUAA